Messenger RNA from Trichoderma harzianum CBS 226.95, 526 nucleotides. RefSeq lists its product as hypothetical. Lineage: Eukaryota; Fungi; Ascomycota; Sordariomycetes; Hypocreales; Hypocreaceae. The transcript has 2 exons. The coding region runs from base 99 to 389 and encodes 96 amino acids. The record is from RefSeq and is a predicted model, not a curated record.
CCCGGCCGUCUCUCCAUUUCGCUUCGAUCCUCGCGGGUUACCCGGUGUGGGCUUGGUAAGUGGUGCCCUUUAGCUCUCUCGACUCGCUAGUGGCCCCAAUGGGAUGGAUUCGCAUCUAUCCGCCUCCAAUAAUCCCUUCCCUUAUCCGCAUCCGCCCUCCUCACCUCCAACCAUCGGGCCAUUUCCAUAUCUGCAGACCAUUCCUUGCCUCGCCAGCUCCCUCUUUCCACCUCCUCUUAUUCUUAUCCCUCCGUGCUGCUCCCUCGUUGUGUCUGCUCCAUCUCGCCCUGCCCUUGUCCUUUUCACACAGUCUGUCUCUCACUCUUGACACAUCCACACAUCCACACAAACACACGCACAUACUCUCUCUCUUCUGCUCCAUCUGUUAGCAUCGUCACAUUGUCGCCGUCGUCAUCCUCCUUGCUUUUUGUAACUCAUACAGCAGCUCCUCCGGGUCCCAACGUUUGCGCUCCGGCUCCGAGACCCCGACUGCUGCGGCCACAGCUCGACGCCCUUCGGCCUUUUC